Salvia splendens (bonfire salvia) is the source of this 798-nucleotide messenger RNA. RefSeq names its product probable glutathione S-transferase. Bases 15 to 650 code for a protein of 211 amino acids. The transcript is spliced from 2 exons. Gene Ontology annotation, cellular component: cytoplasm. Gene Ontology annotation, molecular function: glutathione transferase activity. NCBI's taxonomy places the organism in Eukaryota, Viridiplantae, Streptophyta, Magnoliopsida, Lamiales, Lamiaceae. The record is from RefSeq and is a predicted model, not a curated record. Gene Ontology annotation, biological process: glutathione metabolic process.
AGAGAGAGAGAGAGAUGUCGAAAGUAAAGGUGUUGGGAUUUUGGUAUAGCCCGUUUGUGGCGAGAGUGAAAAUGGCGUUGAAAAUGAAAGGUGUGGAAUUUGAAUAUGUAGAAGAAAAUAUAAGAGCAAAGUCUGAGCUUCUUUUAGAAUCAAAUCCAAUCCACAAAAAAGUGCCAGUUUUGAUACACGAUGGGAAGGCGAUUGUGGAAACGAUGAUAAUUCUGGAAUACAUCGAUCAAACAUGGGAGGGCCCACCCAUUCUGCCUCGAGAUCCUUAUCAUAGAGCCAUGGCUCGUUUCUGGGUCAACUUCAUCGAUGAAAAGUGUCUGAAUACAAUGUUGAAAGCGUGUUGGCGGACAGGAGAGGAGCAAGAAAAGUGGAAGGAGGAAGCCAUUCUAAACUUCCAAAUUCUUGAAAAUGAAAUAAAGGGCAAAAAGUAUUUCGGAGGCGACGAGAUUAGCGUUGUAGAUCAUGCUGCCAAUUUCAUUGCGUAUUGGUUUCCACUGAUUUCAUGGGGAAGAAUGGAGCUCGUCACAGAGGAUCAAUUUCCCAAUUUAUGGAGAUGGUCCUCUCAUUACUGCAACCAUCCUUUUGUUAAGGAUAAUCUGCCGCCUAUGGAUGUCAUGAUCCCCAAAUUCAAGCCUGCUUAGUUAGAUGCAUCACUCUACUAUUUUCAUUUUUUACUCUUAUUAAACCCAAUUGCUUUACUUAUAAUGUCUCCAUUAUUAUUGUUGCUUCAACCUACAUUUCUUCUUAUUCUCAAUUAUUUCGUUUCUAGUAAAUCAUUUUUUCUCAUUA